CAGCAUGGCUUGUGACUAAACACUAUCGCUCCGAAGUUCGCGGUUACAGAGUUCUUCCUAUUUUCUCGGGAACUCUGAAAAACUGGCAUGGUUUAGGUUCAUUAGAAGAAACAUUCUACAUUUAAAGUGCAUUGGUUGUGCACCUAAAAGAUUUGCGCCUUUAUUUUAUCAUUUUUCACAGCGUUUUGUUUUGCCUCACAACUUUUGCUUAUCAACAAGAAUAAUAAAAGAUAAAGUUAUCAUGACAAAUCUAGAAGAAGAAGUAAAGAAGCAACGAGCUCUUGUAAAGGAACAGGGUGAUUUGGUGAAGAAGUUAAAAAAUGAAAAAGCUUUAACAACAGACAUUGAUUUGGCUGUUAAAGAACUGAAAGCGAGAAAGCGUGUACUAGAACAGAAGGAACUCCUGCUUGAUCCACCUGACAAUUUCGAUCGUGGAAAAUGUGAAGAUUUAUUAAAAAGACGUUUUUUUUAUACUCCAGCAUUUGAGAUAUAUGGAGGAGUUGCUGGAUUGUAUGAUUUUGGACCAAUGGGAUGUGCAAUGGAGAACAACUUGAUAGGUAUCUGGCGGUCACAUUUUGUACUUGAAGAGCAAAUGUUAGAGGUGCGAUGCACUCAACUGACCCCACAUCAAGUUUUAAAAGCUUCUGGACACGUUGAUAGGUUUACUGAUGUUAUGGUGAGAGAUGUCAGAACUGGUGAUUGUUAUAGAGCAGACCAUCUACUAGAAGGACAUCUUGAGAAACUAAUGACUGGUAAAAAAACUAGCCAGGAGAAGAAGGAGGAGUAUAAGAAAGUAAUGAGUCAGAUUGACAAUUACAAAAAAGAUGAACUGUGGCAACUCAUUCAGAAAUACGAGUGCAAAGCGCCUGGCACCAACAACGAUUUAUGUGACCCACAAGAUUUCAAUCUAAUGUUUGCCACUUCUAUUGGACCCAGCGGAUUAAUCCCUGGUUUUUUAAGGCCUGAAACUGCACAGGGCAUAUUUUUAAAUUUUAAACGGUUAUUAGAUUACAAUAAUGGUAGACUACCAUUUGGUGGAGCUCAAAUUGGGUGUGGCUUUCGUAAUGAAAUUGCUCCUCGUGCUGGCUUGUUGCGAGUCAGAGAAUUUCUUAUGGCAGAAAUAGAAUACUUUGUCGAUCCUGACAAGAAGGUGAUUAACAAGUUCGCAGCUGUAGCAGCAACUAAAUGCAAGCUGCUAUCAAGAGAAAGACAAAUGUCUGGUGAACCGGCUGUUGAUUGUACUUUACAAGAAGCGCUAGAUCAGGGUACCAUUGACAACACUGCCGUGGGUUAUUUCUUGGGACGCAUUCACACGUUCAUGCUAAAAAUUGGUGUCGAUCCAGCUAAAAUGAGAUUUCGCCAGCAUAUGGCAAACGAAAUGGCACAUUAUGCUUGUGAUUGUUGGGACUGUGAACUAAAAACGUCAUACGGAUGGAUCGAAUGUGUUGGUUUGGCUGAUCGUGCUUGCUUUGAUCUCCAGCAGCACACUGAUGCGAGUGGUGAAAAGUUGGUUGCCAUGGUUGAUCUACCAGAGCCAGUAUCAACUGACGUUGUGGAAGUAGUGCUAGAAAAGUCAGCAGUUGGCAAGGCCUUGAAAGGAGCAGCCAAGUCUGUUACUGAGUAUGUUUCAAAGAUGAAUACUGAGGAAAUCCAAAAAUUGGAAGAAUCUUUGAAAGAAAAAGGAUCUUACUCAAUACAAGUCAAUGGCAGCGAUCACGAACUGUUAAAAGGAAUGGUAAAAGAAAUCCGAAGAUAUAAGAAAGAUGUGCACGUGCGAGAAGUUGCUCCACAUGUAAUCGAGCCUUCGUUUGGCAUCGGAAGAAUCAUGUAUGCUGUGCUCGAACAUAACUUUCGCGUGAGAGAAAAUGAUGAGCAGAGGACGUGGCUUUCACUUCCAUCACUACUGGCACCAGUCAAGUGUUCUGUGCUGCCACUCAGUAAGAAUGAAGCGUUUGAACCAUUCAUCAAACAGAUUUCUACAGCCUUAACCGAGUUGGAUAUUUCCCAUAAAGUCGAUGAUUCCAGCGGCUCUAUCGGUCGGCGUUACGCUCGCACUGACGAGAUCGCUAUACCGUACGGUGUCACCAUUGAUUUUGAUACUGUCAACAAAAAUCCACACACAGUGACGCUCCGUGAGCGCAACACAACGAGACAAAUAAGAACUGCGAUCGAUAGCAUUCCAGAGCUUGUUCGAGAUUUAGUUAAAGGUAAAACAAGUUGGGACGAUGUAGAGAAGACGUAUGGUUUGUUCGAAGGUCAAGAAACAGCGUCCAAAUAAACGGAUUGUUUUUGUAAACCAUGUCCAUAGUAAAACGAAUAGAAUUAUUUAUAUGAAA
Molecule: messenger RNA, 2336 nt
Organism: Hydractinia symbiolongicarpus
Lineage: Eukaryota; Metazoa; Cnidaria; Hydrozoa; Anthoathecata; Hydractiniidae
Product: glycine--tRNA ligase-like
Exons: 15
Coding region: 242-2278 (678 amino acids)
Biological process (GO): mitochondrial glycyl-tRNA aminoacylation
Cellular component (GO): mitochondrion; cytoplasm
Molecular function (GO): glycine-tRNA ligase activity; ATP binding
Source: RefSeq, a predicted model, not a curated record